Messenger RNA from Durusdinium trenchii, 619 nucleotides. NCBI's taxonomy places the organism in Eukaryota, Dinophyceae, Suessiales, Symbiodiniaceae. The record is from the annotation of a GenBank genome assembly.
GUUCUUUAGGACUUUCCUGGACCUUUCAGGAUUUGGGUCUCUUAGGUGUUGGGGACUGCUCGUCCUUGCUCUUCUGUACAACCUACAGGCCUUUGUAGGUGUUGCAUGGAGAAGUCCAUCCACUCGUGUGGCAGUUGCAGCAGAGCGGACAGUUGCCGAGGAGAAGGAGAUUGCUGACAAGCUAGAUGAGGUACUGAGAAAGAAGCUGAAAGAUACUGAUGCAAAGGACGAGAAGAGUACGUUGAGCGAAUCUGCGCAAAGAGCAGUAGACAAAGUUUCAGGUGUGAAGAGGAGGGAGCUUAAGGCUCCCAAAAAGAGAUCCAGAUCCAUCGUGAAGAAAAGCUUGGAUGAGGUGCUGAAGUCUGCAAGUGAGGAGGACGAGAAGGGAAGCUACCUUCCAGCCAAACGGGAUGUCUACAAGGAGGUGGGCAUUACUCGACAAGAAGUGGAACGCUACUGGAAACGACAAGAAGAAAGCAACAAGAACUUCACCGACAAGUUUGUUGGCCCGUUCUACGUGGUUUUCCCAAUCCUCAUCCUGAUUGUCCUCUACUUGGUUUAUGAUUCCAUUGUGAAUCCGCAGGAGUUUGUGACAGCCUCCAUGACAGGUUUGGACUAG